This is a messenger RNA of Cucurbita maxima (winter squash), 1609 nucleotides long. RefSeq names its product amino acid permease 3-like. Bases 118 to 1542 code for a protein of 474 amino acids. The record is from RefSeq and is a predicted model, not a curated record. The transcript is spliced from 6 exons. Gene Ontology annotation, cellular component: plasma membrane. NCBI's taxonomy places the organism in Eukaryota, Viridiplantae, Streptophyta, Magnoliopsida, Cucurbitales, Cucurbitaceae.
CUUCUUCCCCAAAACAAAAACAUUGGAGCUCUGUUUUUUCAGACAUUCUGAAACGCUAACCAUAAAGGGUCUGAGAAAAAACAGCUGAUUUGCCUCUGUUAUCGUUUGAUUUUGAAGAUGGCUGAGAAUCAAGCUUUUGGUGUUUCCACGGCGGCGGUUCCACAAGGUGGUUCCAAGUGCUUUGACGACGACGGCCGGCUAAAGCGAACUGGGAAUGUUUGGACAGCUAGUGCUCACAUUAUUACAGCCAUUAUUGGCUCUGGCGUUCUUUCAUUGCCGUGGGCGACGGCACAGCUCGGCUGGAUCGCCGGUCCGUUGGCUAUGUUCUUGUUCGCAGUAGUUACUUAUUACACUUCCCUUUUUCUCUCCGCCUGUUACCGGUCCGGCGACCCUGUUUCCGGCAAGAGAAACUACACUUACAUGGAUGCCGUUGAGGCCAAUUUCGGCGGUUUUAAUGUGAAAUUAUGUGGGUUUGUUCAAUACUUGAGUCUUUUCGGAAUCGCAAUUGGCUCUACAAUUGCUUCAGCCAUAAGCAUGAUGGCAAUUAAAAGGUCAAAUUGCUUCCAUGCAAGUGGUGGGAAAGAUCCUUGCCCAAUCAAUAGCAAUCCGUAUAUGAUUGCUUUUGGGAUUGUUGAGAUAAUUUUAUCACAAAUUCCAGAUUUUGAUCAGCUAUGGUGGCUCUCCAUUGUCGCUGCUGUCAUGUCUUUUACUUACUCAACUAUAGGACUCGGCCUCGGAGUUUCCCGAGUCGCCGAAACUGGGGAAAUCAAAGGCAAUUUGACUGGAAUCAGCUCAGGAACUGCCACUCAAUCCCAAAAAGUUUGGAGGAAUUUCCAAGCUCUUGGAGACAUUGCUUUCGCCUACUCGUACUCGAUGAUCCUCAUCGAAAUUCAGGACACAAUUAGAUCGCCGCCGUCAGAGGGGAAGACAAUGAAGAAGGCAACACUAGUGAGUGUGACGGUGACAACACUAUUCUAUAUGUUGUGUGGCUGCGCCGGCUACGCCGCCUUCGGCGACAUGUCGCCACCGAAUCUACUGACCGGAUUCUAUACUCCUUAUUGGGUUAUCGACAUUGCCAAUGCCGCCAUUGUUAUCCACCUUGUCGGAGCUUACCAAGUGUACUGCCAACCCAUUUUUGCCUUUGUGGAAAAGUAUGCGUCGGAGAAGUUUCCGGCCAACAAAUUCAUCACCAAAGAGAUCGAAAUUCCGAUCCCCGGCUUCCGGCCGUACAAAUUCAACCUUUUCCGGUUGGUUUGGAGGGCGGUUUUUGUGAUUGUAACGACCUUGAUCUCCAUGCUUCUACCGUUCUUCAACGACGUCGUUGGACUCCUUGGAGCUAUUGGAUUUUGGCCUCUUGCUGUCUAUUACCCUGUUGAGAUGUACAUUCUUCAAAAGAAGAUACCUAAAUGGAGUUCUAGAUGGGUGCGCUUCCAAAUCUUGAGCGUCGCCUGUCUUAUAAUCUCGAUAGCCGCCGCCAUCGGUUCGGUCGCCGGAGUUCUUAUUGAUCUGAAGAGCUACAAGCCUUUUACCACGAGUUUCUGAUUUUCAAUUUAACCUUUAACCUCCAUAACAAUCAGAUCGAAAGAUAACUAAAAGUAUUUUUAGUUUC